AGGUGGCGAUCACGGCAAUGGCUGCGUUGAGCUCAGUGUAUAAUAAAAUCGAAGGCAACAAGCAGCGCAAAACUGUAGCCGACGCAAAGACGACAGAUGCCACAGACUCUUCCGUGAACACGGUGAGAGGCAUACCUACUUCAACUGGCCAAUCGGAACCAAUACAUCAGACAGCUAUAGAUCAUACA
Molecule: messenger RNA, 188 nt
Organism: Sphaeroforma arctica JP610
Lineage: Eukaryota; Ichthyosporea; Ichthyophonida
Exons: 2
Source: RefSeq, a predicted model, not a curated record